UGAGCAGCAUUGCGAUCGAAUAAAACGCUAAAAUUGCGCUGCACGCGCUACCUCCGCCUCGGGUUCGAGAUCGAGAACUUGGCCAAUAAACAAUUGAAAAUUCGCGAAAAAAAAGAGUGAAGCAGCACAAGAAGAGAGUGUGUAACUGUGCAAAAGGCCAAUCGAAUAUGUUGAAUUGAAACAUCAGCAGUUGUGACAUUUACUCAAACUAAUCAAAACCAAGAAGCAUGAGUCCAAAGCUGCAUGAGUUUGCUGUGGUGCUCCAGCGAGAUGGACAGGCGACGCCGUGGGGCAUCCGUUUGGUUGGUGGCAGCGAUUUGGAUACGCCAUUAAUCAUAACCAGGGUGCAAGUUGGCAGCCCAUCGUAUGGGGAGCUGCUGCGUGGCGAUAUUAUAGCCAAGAUCGGUGAAUACGAUGCACGCGACUUGAGUAACGCCGAUGCUCAGCAGCUGUUUCGCGGAGCGGGCAACGAAAUCAAUCUAGUCGUGCACAGGGACAACAAAAUCGCGUAUACGCAGGGUGUCAAUCAGGAGGCCGGUUCGCGCCCCAAUUCAACCUUGCCACCGGCAAGUCCUGAGCCAUCUCAGCAUCCCCAUCGCGGACCUUCGCCCUUUCUUCCCGGUCCCAGUCAUUUUGAGCGUGCGUUGCAGUUGCCGGUAGACACUUUACCGCAAACUGUGUUUCCGCAAUUGAAUGCUUCGGGCGGUUAUGUGCCAUCGUCAUCGAGUGUUUUUUCUCCAAAAGCAACGCGUGAUCAUCAACAGGAUGUGGCCGAGGAACAUGCAGCCAUUAUUAAUCAGCCAUACCGAACAACUCCACUGGUUCUGCCCGGUGCUAAAGUGAAAAAGGAUGCGCCCACCACAGAGUCAUACUUGAGACACUACCCAAAUCCCGCUGUGCGCGCCCAUCCCGGACACGACUACCAUGACAGUAUCAUGAAGCAACGCGUGGCCGAUACCAUGUUGCACAAGGUUGUUGGCCAGGAUGCCGAUACUGGCAGAGUUUUCCACAAGCAAUUCAACUCGCCAAUUGGCCUGUACUCAAGCAACAACAUUGAGGACACCAUCAGAACAACAGUUCCCUUUGCCACAAGCGAUAGUUAUCGCUUGAAGGAAAGUCCUUUGCAUCGUCCUUUGCCAACAAAACUUGACGGUUAUAAGAAAACUGUUGUUUACGAUCCAAGGAAUAGCGACACCUACAGAGCCAUCCAAGAAGAGGGCGGCUACAGCAGCUAUGGUCAAUCUUCGCCUCAGGAAGUAACCAUACCUGUGCAGACUAAGGUCUAUCAACCAAAUAGAUUGGUUCCAGGAAAGAAACCAGUAUCAGCGCCAGUAUCCCGGCCGCCGUACAAUGUGGUAAACACCCACGAUGAAAACAUACGCCAGAGCGGCUCUUUCAAUCGUCUGAUGUACAGCGUUAUUGGUGCCACCGACUAUUAAAUCAACAACACCAACAACAGCAGCAGAAGCGACAACAACAAUAGCAUCAACAACAACAACAACAGUAACAGCAGGAAGCGAGCAGCCAGCGAACAACAUCAACAUCAACAACAACAACAGUUGCUAGUUAAGGAAUUACUUAACCAAAUUUAGUGGAUUUUUAUGAAAUUCUGUUUAACUUAUUGAUUAAUUUAUAUAAAGAACGACACAAAAAUAUGCAACUAACAAAAACCCUAAAAUAUUACGAAUCGGCUCAGAGAAAAAUUGAUUGGAGAUGAAAUAAAUUUAUUAUACAUUUAAAAAUAAAACAAAAAAAAUACUCAUAGAGUUAACUGUUCUCAGCUUUAAAUGAGAAAAAAGUACUUUCAUUUUAGUUGACGAUUAUGUAUCUUUUAUGUUAAAUUCGAUUUAAAGUUAACAGUGAUUGUUAACGGCGAGUGGUUCUAGUCAUCCUAAUUGUAUAAAACACAACAACAACAACAAAGAACUUUACUUUUUUAAUCCAAUAAA
Messenger RNA from Drosophila sulfurigaster albostrigata, 1949 nucleotides. RefSeq names its product PDZ and LIM domain protein 3 (gene Zasp66). The record is from RefSeq and is a predicted model, not a curated record. Gene Ontology annotation, biological process: actin cytoskeleton organization; muscle structure development. Bases 228 to 1439 code for a protein of 403 amino acids. Gene Ontology annotation, molecular function: muscle alpha-actinin binding; actin binding. The transcript has 9 exons. Gene Ontology annotation, cellular component: filamentous actin; Z disc; stress fiber. NCBI's taxonomy places the organism in Eukaryota, Metazoa, Arthropoda, Insecta, Diptera, Drosophilidae.